Cherax quadricarinatus is the source of this 6772-nucleotide messenger RNA. RefSeq names its product Protein phosphatase Slingshot (gene ssh). The record is from RefSeq and is a predicted model, not a curated record. Gene Ontology annotation, molecular function: actin binding; protein tyrosine/serine/threonine phosphatase activity. Gene Ontology annotation, cellular component: cytoplasm. Lineage: Eukaryota; Metazoa; Arthropoda; Malacostraca; Decapoda; Parastacidae. Gene Ontology annotation, biological process: protein dephosphorylation; actin cytoskeleton organization; negative regulation of actin filament polymerization.
AAUAUGGCACUGCUUAGAAGUCCUCUGUCCUAGAUUCUUGAAGUUAUAAUGAUGUGAAUAGAAUAGACACUGGGUGUGUGGAGAGGCUUAGACGUUAUUAGGAAGAUAAUGGCGCUAGUGACCAUCCAGAGGUCUCCCAGUGUCAGCAGUUCACCCCCAUCGUCGGAAUAUGGAAGUUCAGGACAUUCAUUAGAAGAAGAGGAACAGAAAAAUAGAAGUUUGAGUGAAUAUUACUUCGCAGUAAAGGGUUUCGGAGUACUACUACCAAAAAAUGAGUGUCAGUUGGGUAGAGGUCGGCGCACGGGUACGGCCCCGCCUGAUAUUCAGGGCCACUUGCAGGCUAUGCUGCAUCUCCUCUGCCCAGGGGAUACAUUGCAUAUGGCUGUCCGUUUGGAGUCGCAGCAUGUUGGCCGCGUACGUUACUUGGCUGUGACGGGGAGGACUGGGCGGCAGGAUAAAGAGGAGGACUGUUUGCUUGGAAUAGAUUUUACUGGGGAGAAACCUUCCAUAGGACUUGUAUUACCAGUUCUAGCUGACACCAGAAUUAACCUUAAUGGCGAUGGUGGCUUCAGUGUGUGUACAGGUGGGCGGAAACACAUCUUCAAGCCUAUCUCCGUUCAGGCUAUGUGGUCAGCUCUACAGACGCUACACAAAUCUAGUUCCAGAGCUCAAGAUGCUCACUACUUCCUGGGUGGUGUCAACCAUGACUGGGUGGGGUAUUAUGAACGUGGCAUGGGUUCUGAUCAGUCCUGCAUCAAUGAAUGGAAUGCCAUGGACAGCCUGGAAUCUAAGCGGCCCCCUUCACCGGACUCCCUCACGGAUAAGGAAGAAACACAGCUUCUUAUUCGCAGUAAAUUGAAAGAAAUAAUGAUGAGUGUUGAUAUAGAUGAAGUCACCUCUAAAUAUAUACGUCAAAGGCUUGAAGAAGACCUGGCAAUGAAUCUUUUCAAAUUUAAAUCCUAUAUUGACCAAGAGAUGCUAGUCAUCUUGGGGCAGAUGGAUGCAGCAACAGAAAUCUUCCCACAUGUUUACCUUGGAUCAGAGUGGAAUGCUUCUAAUCUAGACGAGUUACAAAGCAAUGGGGUGGGUUACAUCCUCAAUGUAACUAAGGAGAUUGACAACUUUUACCCUGGAACAUUUGACUACCUCAACAUUCGUGUGUAUGACGAUGAGAAGACAGAGCUCCUUAAGCACUGGGACAGUACCUUCAGAUAUAUUUCACAAGUCAAGGAGAAGGAUUCUAAGGUUUUAGUGCACUGCAAGAUGGGAAUUAGCCGUUCAGCAUCAGUAGUGAUUGCUUAUGCCAUGAAGGAAUUUAAUAUGACACUAGAAGAAGCUCUUGCGCUAGUUAAGAAGAAGAGGACCUGUAUAAAACCAAAUCAAGCAUUUUGCAACCAACUUAAAACAUAUGAGGGGAUUCUUGAUGCUAGUAGACAGCGGCACAAUAUUUUGUGGCGGAGUAAAUCUGAAACAAACCUUAAAUCAGCUUCAGCACAAGCUAACAAACCAAAUGUCAGAGGUUGUCGAAACAGUCAUCUAAGUGAUGAUGUGGAUCACAGUAAGAAGGGUAGUAGACGCAAAAGUACAGAAGAAAUGACAUUCGAAUCUACUUCCAACUCCAUAAGUCUUCGUGUUCCCACUCCUUGUAAUCUUCAUAAUGGUGACCAGCAUCGACGGCCAAAAUCGUGGUCUCCUGAUGAUCACACUGCUGGGUUGCUAUUUCCACAAAAUAUGGAAGAAGGUGGAAAUGAUUUGGGAGAUUCAUGGCGACUAUCUCAGUCACUCAAUGUGCAGUCAUGGCGGGCUCAUGUAACACUGCAACAAAGGGAUCUUCGCGAUAUGAGUGUUGAAGGCUCGGCUAAAGAUAAACAAGAAGAUGAAGUAUCUUUACCUGUAGUAGAAGCACUCAAUCCUUUGUACACUGACAACCCUACUGGAAGUACAAUUAAUGAAGUUUCAGCACUCCAGCUGUCUUCCUCGGUUAAGGAUAGGAUCAAUGAAUUUGAAAAUGUACAAAGUACUAAUCAAACUAUUACUAAAAAAGCACAAAAUGUGAAGAAAGGUGACAUAAUACACAUACAGAACACAGUCACAUGUAGUGAUGAUUUCAAUACUCAUUCAAGUACUGCUGAGCUAGAUAAAGUCAUUGAAACUUUACUUGCACCAGGUGAAGACUUACAAGACAGUGAACCAGUUGUUUCACAAACUAAGCCAGCUGCCCAGAAACUCCAGGCUGUGUUAGUUCCAUCCCAGAUAUGGCUAGAAGAAAAGUGUGAAGUGGAGGAGAAUAUGGACAUCACAGAGAGUCCUGUGGGUGUAACAAAAGAAUCAGUUACAUGGCCUGCAGGCAUUGUAAAGAGACAAAAGCAAGACUUUGAAGAAAAGGUAAAAAUUAAUGAUGUUAAAUCAGGUCCAGAUAAGGAGGUUGACUCACCUAUUUCAAGACAAAGUUCAUCUGGCUCCUUGAGUGGUCAGUUACAAAAAGUUGAAAUAAUUAGAUCACCAAGCUAUGGACGUCAGGACUCUGUAGGAUCUGAUAUAGUUAAAAGGGAUGACCCAUUCUCUGUAAAACUUGACAAGGUAUUUGACAGAGAGGAAAGAAAACAGCAGAGAAUGAGUACUGUUAUCCCUAAUGGAGGAGAUGUGAAAGACACUCCGUCACGUAAUAGUUCAUGGGGAUCUUUCGAUAGUGCUGUGGUUCUUGCAGAUAGAGAUACUCCUUCUAGACAGAGUUCUUGGGGAUCCUGUGAUACAAGAGGAACUGUAGGUACUAUACCUUCCAGAAACAGUUCUUUUGGAACAUUUGAUAUAAAGCAGCAGCCUCUUAGAGAAAAUUUAGAGAUAGUAAUACUAAAUAGCAAUUUAGCAGGGACUUAUUUUGAGAAGGAUCCGGGGCCAUUUUCACCAGGAACUAUUAGAAGAAACAAAGGAAGGAAUUCUGACAAUAAAGAGGGAAUAGGUGAUGAUAGUAAAAUACAGUCAAAUGAAAUUGAAAAUUUUGAAGAUGGAAUAAUGGAAGAUGCCUUUCAAUGCAGACCUGUAGCAAAUGUAAAAGCAUAUGGGCCUGCUCCAUAUAAAAGUCCCAUAGAGAGAGUCACUCCUAUGGAAAUAACUGAUGAAGGAAUGGUAGAAACCUCAGAUGGUUUCUUAGACCACCAUCAGAGCACACCUACAUUAAAUAUUUGCAUUCCAGAUAGUACAAAUCCCUCAACCCUAACUAGAUCACAACCUAAUAUAUCAUGCACAACUAUAUCUCUGACACAGGGAUCAGCUCCCUUGUCUUCUAAUAUAGAUUUAUCUGGGAAUGACAGCUUAAAUAGUAAUAAAAGAAAUUCUGUAACUGAAGAAGUUCCUCUACCUGGAACUGUAAAACAACACAAGGAACUUCUAGAAAGUAAAAGUCAAGAAGGAGCUUUUUCAGAGUUGAGAAUAAACCAAGAGAAGCUUCCUCAACCAACUUACACUCGCUCCCAGAGCUACUGUGACCUUGAAAUGGAAAAAACUGAAGUUGGUCUUCCUCAUCAUCUGGGUCGUAGUUUUUCAGAGAAGAGAGCUAAAUUUGAGGGACAAUUAGAAAGUGAAACUGAAGGGGGUAAGGUUAAGAAAAUUACUAGAGCGCUGGAACAACAAAAUGAGGAUGACAAAAUAAGACUCUUUAGAAUGAAAGGCAUUAGAAAACGAUCUCACAGUUUAGAACGCCUUAGUACGUCUCCUACAUCACCAGGCUGCUCCCCAAGGCAAUUAUUAGAACAACUAUUAGUUCAAAAAAAAGAAAGUCCAUCUGAAGAAAUUUGUGUUAAAAGUCUUGUAGUAAAAUUUGAAGAUCCUCAAGAACAGAGAGUACCUAAAGUUCAGACAAGAAGUGUAAGAGCAAAGUCUGAUAGUUCCACACCUGACAAGUUCCUACCACCUGUACCUCAACGUAAAUCCAGUCUAGACUAUAAUUUUAAGCCAGCUCUCCGAGCACAGUCUCAGCCCCCCCAGACUCCAGUGAGACAAAUGACCCCAGGAGGUAGUUUGUCUCCUACAGUAAUGCCCCCUUCUCAUAAGCCUCCACCAGGAGGGAGAGGCCAAGCAUGUGGAACAGAAGUGCGACAAAAGAAACAGCAGGGUAAGACUCAUCCUCUGACCAAAUUAACAAGAACAAACAGGGAGAAUUAUCAUACUAUGUAAAGUGAUAUUAAUUUUACCACUAUGCUACAUUUGAGGAUGCUGUUACAUAUGCUUCCAUCUUUGAAAACCACCUUGUGAUAUGUAGAUUAAGGAUAACCUUGGCCACUUUCAGAGGAGGUACAGAUACCCGGUAUAAAACUCGAGGAUGUGCAGAUACAAUGAUGAAUCUCAUAUAGAGAGAUAACUUGUACUGUCAGUGGCUGCCAACUUCCAGAUCACUAACUCCUGUGCCUCUUAGUAGAACACAUCUGCUGGUUCAUGGGAGGUGGCUCAGUCAUUUUUGUUUAAAAACUGUAAAAUCUCCCAUCAGAUGAAGAAAUGAAAUGCCAUCUUUUACUUACCCAUGAACUGCAGAGUAGCUAAUGUGGUUCUUCCUGGUAUCUUGUAUACACAUUGCUAGUCGUGAGAGUAGGACCAUAAUUCAGGAUAUCUAAAGAGUGUGCUAUAUGGAAAUGACGUAGGCAGAAAUUCUGAAGCCUCACCUCUUUACAAAAUGAUUGACCACUUAUGGCAAUUGCUUAAUAUAAAUAGCUUUUGGAAUUCCAUUGCUUAUUUUAAACAAUCCUGUCCUAAAAAUUUAUGGAAUAAUAAUACUUUGUUACUCAUGCCAGUAUAUUGAGGCACUUGCCAAGAUCUUUAUAGCAUUUUCAGAGCUAUUGUGUGUUGCUUCAGAAUUCGAAAAGUAGUAAAUUUCAUCCUACGUUUUUCUUCCAUGUGGAAAUUCAUUUAUGAUGUGUAACUUCUUAGUAGUACACAACUUGUGAUUUCCACUAAGGUGUGCUAGUCCCCACUGCUGUAUCUAUUUUCUAGUCUUUCUGAAAACUUGUAAUUCCUUUCUGCAAAUGUUUAAAAUAUUAGGAGUGUCUUUUUCCAUGACAACUCAAGUGUGUGGCAACUAUUUUCCAAAUUUAUUAUUCAUCACUGUAUUUACCUUGUAUUGCAAUGUGUGAAAGUAUAUUCAUGCUAGUUGGCCACCGGGUAAUAGUACAUGGUGUUUGAACAAUUUUCUGAUUUAAUAUGCAAUUUGAUUUCAUAUAACAGGUCCCUUCAGUAUCUAGCAUCAUAGAUAUGUGAUUGUGAUGUCCCAGCUUAUUCAAGGUGUUUAGGAAUAUGACAGAUUGACAUUUUAUAUCAAUUUGUAGAUAAUUUUCUAUUAGUAUAAAAAAUACUAUAGCAAAUUACAAAACGAUGUUCAAUCCUGUCUUUUUCAACUAAUUUGUAGCUGGUGUCAGUAGACAUUCCUCCUUUUUGCUCAAUUACGAUGACUUGCAUUGAUUGUGUCAUCCUUAUAUCUUGUUAUGUUUAUGAAUGUGUACUAGACCAGUUCAUGUUUUAUUACAGUUUAAUUUUACAAUACCUAAAAUUAUGCCCUAGACCAAUCACUUAUCCCACCCUAUUUUUAAUUGUCAGUUCAUGCUAAAUCAGAGCUAAAGAUAACUGAAGUUGUAAAUAUGUGAUAGUGUUUGUAUGUAAGGAUGUAUGGAAUAAGAUGUGACCCAGGCCAACUGCUCCAAGUGUUGCCAUUAUUCAUCAUCCAGGGUCAGGUUAAACAGGCUUUAGAUUUUUCAGGACCUAAGCCAUCAUAAGUGUUAUUAGUGCUUGUAAUUUUUAAUUGUAUAAAUUAAAACCUAUUCUAUAAAGAUAAUGUUUGCUGGAAAACAAGGGUGUCAUUUUUUUUUCUGUAUGGUCACUGUACAAAUCUGUAUGGUAACAGUGUUCCAAAGGGCAUUCACACCCUCUCAAAAUUUAAAUAUUUGGUUGAAAUGAGAGAAAUGUAUUAUUACAUAAGCACAAUUAGAUUUCAGCAUUUCACACAUUAUGACACUCAAAACGUUUUAAACAUCAGUUUACUUCAUAUCAGGAAUUCAGGAUUCUGUAUAUAAUACAUUACCCAACAUUAAUUUUUUACACUUUUUGUCAUGCCUUUUAAGCAGAGCUUGCAGUUUUCCUUAUAAAGCAAAUGUUUUGCUAAACAUGCAAUGUCAAUUCAUUGUUGCAGUUUCAAAAUUAGUCUGCAUAUCACAAUAUUAAUAAAUUUAAUUGAUGUUAGUAUUAUCUAACUUAAUAUUGACCAAAGAUGUUAUAUUACAUUAAUUUUAACAAGGUUAGUUUGUCAAAGUUCAGUGCAAAAUUGAAAGUUAAUUUGUCAUUUAAUUAAAAAUUGUAUAAAAGUGAAGAUUUAUUUUAAAACAUUUUGGGCAGUUUGUUUUUGCCUACACAUUAAAAUUACACUAUUGUUUAUAGUAAUGCACCAACAAUGUAUUUUUUUCUUAGCUGUUGUGUGUUAAGGAAAUAGUCUUGGUCACCUAACUUUUAAUAUUUUGUAAAGACUGGUUGAUCAUUCUGACUAAUGUUUUGAAUGUGGCUGUCCUUGAUAAUCAUUAGGCUCUCCUGUUCUGAAUGAAAGAUUUUGUGUACCCUCUUUACUGUCAUUUACUUUGUCUUUAUAGUGAUAUUGUAAAUAUUUUCAAGUUGUAACUUUCUCCUUGUCAUAAUGAUAUUGGUGAUUUACAGUGUAAUUUAUGUAUAACAGUGGUGUGCUAUAUUUUGUAUAUAAUUUGUACAAGAAUCUAAUUUAUGAUAAUAAAAUAAACGUAAA